CAUUUUGCAUAGAUCCGAUAUCGUUGUGAGGUGAAGGCGAAAACCUUUCGUAUAGUAUAGUUCGCACAGUUGUUCAGUGUUGUCUUCAGUGUAUCGUCGACCGUCGUAGUGCGGAGAACACGAGUUCCUGUUUCUUACGAAGAAUAAUUAUUUAUCGCGUUCAUACAAAUGCUUAAUCGCUUUCGUAUAGCUCAUUUUUAUUUUCUUUUUAUUUUUCGGGAAAGUACGGAAGGAUAAUUGAUCUUUUUACGUCAUAAAACUGCGUGAAAGUAAGUAAUUGUUGCGUCUUGAGAAAGAAGAAGAAGAAGAAAACAAUAAAGAAGAUAAAAAGCAAGUGCGACAAUAUAUCAAAUUCUAGAUACGUUAAAAUAAACUGAUCGUUUCAUUCAUCGACGUAUCUGAUUAAGUGUAUAAACGUGUUUAAAGAGGUUUCGAUUACGUUUCGAGGUCUGUCGCCACGUUCUUUGCAUACAUAACAAGCUAAGCAAUUAAAAAGGAUCCUUCAAGUAUAAGAAAAAAAAGAAAAAACAGAGAAAAAACUUUAGUCUUUUUUUUUGUUUAGUAUUAUUAACGUUAUAUAACUAUCUCAGACAAUAAUUACAUGCAAAGUGAUCGAAUAAAAGGAAAAGAAAACAACGUUAUAAGAAGUAGAAGAAAAAUAUUAUUACUUUGUAAUUGGAAAAAGAAAUAAUGGAAAAAGAUACCGAGAAAAUGAGUUUAUUUCAUUUGAUUUAUAAUACGAUCAGUUUUCUCUUGUUCUGCGCGAAGAUUAUCGUCGAAAGAAUCGUUAGAAUAUUUAUUCCAGUCAAGUAUCAAAUGAAGGACAUUUCUGGCGAGGUUGCACUUGUAACAGGCGGAGGCGGAGGUCUAGGAAGAUUACUGGCACUAAGAUUAGCUAAUCUUGGAGUUAUCGUAGUUGUCUGGGAUAUUAACCAAGAAGGUAUCGAAGAAACAGUGAAAUUAGUCGAAGCUGCGGGUGGUACCUGUUACGGUUAUGUUUGCGAUCUUUGCAAUCGCGAGGAUAUUUAUAAGAAAGCAGCACUCUUAAGAGAAGAGGUUGGCAAGGUAUCGAUCUUGAUCAAUAAUGCAGGUGUAGUGAACGGUAUGAAAUUCUGCGAAACACCGGAUAAUCUUCUAAAACGUACGAUAGAUGUCAAUAUCAUGAGUCAUUUUUGGACAGUGAAAGCUUUCCUUCCGGCUAUGAUGGAAAGUAACAAAGGUCAUAUUGUUAGUAUAGCAAGUAUGGCUGGUUUCGCGGGGAUUCCUAAAUUGGUUGAUUACUGUACCUCUAAACACGCUGUUGUUGGAUUCGAUGAAGGAUUGAGAAUAGAAUUGGAGUACGAAGGAUACGAUAACAUUAAUACAACUGCAAUAUGUCCGUAUUUCUUACGCAGUACCGCCAUGUUCGGCAACAGAUACUCCGGAUCUUUACCAAAACUCAGUCCAAACGAUGUAGCAGAAAUAACCAUAAUGUCGUUGCGAUGCAAUCGUAAAUUGGUGAUGAUACCGAAUUUCUUUCAUUUCGUCGUACCUUUAAAAUGGAUUUUCCCAUGGCCAUGCGUUAGUAAACUCUUUCGUACAAUGGUCAAAGAUAUUUUACCUAAUUACGAAACAAACGAUAAAUCUACGACUAAUAAGAAAACGAAAGAAAUACCUGUCAAGGAUCAGAACGAUGCUGCGAUUCAUCAACAAUUGACCAGGCAUAUUUCCAGUUCGGAAAGAGAACCAUAGAAAUUUUUCUCCCAUAGGGUGGAUGAGAGGGGGGGGGAGGAAACGGAACGGGAAAACGGGACGGGUCAAAUUUUCUUUCUACAUGUUUUAUAGAACUUUUAUAUAAUAUGUCGUUGUAAAAAGACUGCGAAACGGAAAAACAACAGAAACUUGUAAUUUUGUACCACACAUAGAUAGCUCUUAUUAAUUAUAAUUGCUUUAUAAAUAUCAUCAACGUAAUUUUUAGCGAUAAAAACAUGAAACGGAUAGUUUGUUCGAGACACUCGCAACGAUUCUUUCGAUGGAACUUUCAAUACUUUUGCGUGUUAUUAUUUUCAUUCGAUUUUAUUAUAUUGCAGAGAUAAAUAAUUGUUUUAUUUAUUUGCUUAUGUGUUGAUAUGAAACUCGAUAACGUGUUACAGAAAAGAAAAAAACAUAAAAAACGAUUGUCGCGUUGCAAUAUGUAAAUUAUUGUAUUGGAAAUGUUUUAACAUAUUUCCACACAAUCAAUUGUUAAACAUAAUAAUGUAUUGUUAAUUAGUUCAUAGUGUUCGAUGACAAAUCAAUCGAACUUUAUUUAUACGACAGUAAUGAAAAUUUGAAUUUAAUGAACAAAAUGAAAGUGUCAUCAUAUUACAAUCGUGCGUUCUUGUUACAAGGAAACCCAUUACAAUAAAAAUUUAAAUAUAAUUAAUUAAUUAAAGCGUUUUUUGUAUAUGAUACAAAUCAGGGAUGUAGAUUUAUAAUAGUGAAGCACAAUCCGUCAUAAAGAUUCCCCCCAAAAAAACAAAAUAGUAAUCAUGAUUUAUUGAUCAAGGCUUGUUUAAUCCUCUACCAAAAUUCUCGAACAAUUUUAUAUGCCAAAAUCCAAACGCAUAUGCGAUAUUUUAUAAUUAAAAAGGUUGUGCAUCACUGAUCGGUAGCUAGCAACGUUAAUAGCAAGCAGUAUAAUUCUAAUUGGUUUUUGUCUUAUCUCUAAGUUAAUUUUUAUUCUUAAAAUAAUAAAUAAAUUAAUUAUCAAUAUAAAUAAUAAAGCAAUGUUUUAU
Polistes canadensis is the source of this 2756-nucleotide messenger RNA. RefSeq names its product short-chain dehydrogenase/reductase family 16C member 6-like. Bases 691 to 1731 code for a protein of 346 amino acids. Gene Ontology annotation, cellular component: lipid droplet. The transcript is spliced from 8 exons. NCBI's taxonomy places the organism in Eukaryota, Metazoa, Arthropoda, Insecta, Hymenoptera, Vespidae. Gene Ontology annotation, molecular function: oxidoreductase activity, acting on the CH-OH group of donors, NAD or NADP as acceptor. The record is from RefSeq and is a predicted model, not a curated record.